CAUUAUGAUUGUUUCAUAAUCGCUUCCGGUUCUGGGAGAAAUCGAAUGGAGAAAGUCACAAAUCCGGAAGCCUCCGCCGGAGGAAAGAAGCGUCGGCUAGAGGAGGAUGAAGUUGGUUGCAGUCACGUUGCAAAUGGAGAUCAAAGUUUCUCUCUCCAGGAUGAACUUACCUUUAGCGAUACUUCUGUGGCGCUUCGGAUGAUGCGGUCUCAGUUUCCUCGCAUUGACCAGGCUUCGGUCCCGCCAUUCAUAUUACAGUCGCAAUUGUACAGUAGCGUCAACGAUAGAACGCAGGUCGAUAGAGAACUUGAGCUUCUACGAAGGGAUAAAAUUGUUCGUGUUUUCAAACUCAACACUGGACAAGAUGAUCAUGCAAUCAUCUUUCUGGAUGACUAUCUUAACCAGGUUGAUCGAAUAGCAAAGAGGAUGGAAGAUAAGAAUCAGAGUGAUACUGCAACUAUUUUCAAGUGGUUCAAAGAACAUGUCCUUGAUUCUAAAAUUGAGCCCAAUAUUUCACAUCAUGAGCUUUGUACGCUCUUGUCAUUGGGGGUAAAGGUGAAGGAUGCGCACAUCACUCUCUUAAUCAACGCUGGCCUUCUCACACGCCAACUUAUUGAUCCAGACAUGUACUGGUUUACCAUUCCCAGUAUUGGCAAACUGUUGAAGGCUCUGCGGCAGGGAAGGAAGGAGCUACUCUCGUUGCUAAAGCGCAAGCGUCACAAAGAGAUGUUCUUGGCCCAGCUUGAAAAGAAACGACUCCGCUACUCUCCUCUUGAUAUGAGAUUUCACAUUCGAGAUCUCAUUGGCUCCCGUCACCUCAAAACUUUCCAAACCACUUCUGGUCUGCUUCUUCGCCUUUCAACCGACUAACAACCCCCUUUUCUCAUAUACACAACACAUCCACUUAAUGUUGUCAAUUCAUCCGAUUUAGCUCAUCUUGUUAAGUGAAUAUAUUUGUUCAAAAGGAGAAUGGGUUUUUCAUAAAGAGAAACCACCAAAUCGAGCUAAAUCCAUACACGAUUGUUAAAAUUGAAAUUGGCUCCUUUUUUAUACACGCAAUUUAAUUACUAGUAGUUGUGAAGCCUUGCUUA
Molecule: messenger RNA, 1091 nt
Organism: Raphanus sativus (radish)
Lineage: Eukaryota; Viridiplantae; Streptophyta; Magnoliopsida; Brassicales; Brassicaceae
Exons: 8
Coding region: 46-870 (274 amino acids)
Biological process (GO): protein phosphorylation
Molecular function (GO): protein serine/threonine kinase activity
Source: RefSeq, a predicted model, not a curated record